GGGGUGUUUUCUUUUCUUGCUUGCUUUUUCUUUCUUUUCUUUUUUUUUUUAAUUCCUGUUUUGCUCAGUCCGGGGAGUUUCGCCCCCCUGCCCGGCUCCGCGGCGCGGAGGAUGGUGUGGAAAUGGCUAGGCGCGUUGGUAGUGUUCCCUCUGCAGAUGAUCUAUCUGGUGGCCAAAGCAGCCGUCGGACUGGUGCUGCCCGCCAAGCUGCGGGACCUGUCGCGGGAGAACGUCCUCAUCACCGGAGGCGGGAGAGGCAUCGGGCGCCAGCUCGCUCGCGAGUUCGCAGAACGCGGCGCCAGAAAGAUUGUUCUCUGGGGCCGGACUGAGAAAUGCCUGAAGGAGACGACGGAGGAGAUCCGGCAGAUGGGCACCGAGUGCCACUAUUUCAUCUGUGACGUGGGCAACCGGGAGGAGGUGUACCAGACGGCCAAAGCUGUCCGGGAGAAGGUGGGCGACAUCACCAUCCUGGUAAACAAUGCUGCCGUGGUGCACGGGAAGAGCCUCAUGGACAGUGACGAUGACGCCCUUCUCAAGUCCCAGCACAUCAACACCCUGGGCCAGUUCUGGACCACGAAGGCCUUCUUGCCGCGGAUGCUGGAGCUGCAGAACGGCCACAUCGUGUGUCUCAACUCCGUGCUGGCGCUCUCCGCCAUCCCCGGGGCCAUUGACUACUGCACGUCCAAAGCCUCGGCCUUCGCCUUCAUGGAGAGCCUGACCCUGGGGCUGCUGGACUGUCCAGGGGUCAGUGCCACCACCGUGCUGCCCUUCCACACCAGCACCGAGAUGUUCCAGGGCAUGAGGGUGAGGUUCCCCAACCUCUUCCCGCCGCUGAAGCCUGAGACGGUGGCCCGGAGGACGGUGGAAGCCGUGCAGCUGAAUCAGGCCCUCCUCCUCCUUCCGUGGACCAUGCACGCCCUCAUCAUCUUGAAAAGCAUACUCCCACAGGCUGCACUGGAGGAGAUCUACAAAUUCUCAGGAACCUACACCUGCAUGAACACUUUCAAAGGGCGGACAUAAAGACCAGACGCAGAGACAUGCUUGCAAGCCACGGAACCUGAGGGGGCCACGGUACUGGGCACACACCCACAAGCCUGUCCCUUGGCGCACUUCUGCUGGGUGAGCAGGACUGCUCCGGGCCCCAGGAAGAAUCCCGGUGCCCUCCCCCUGGCCAGCCCCAGGACCUUUGCACAGGACUGAUGGGCGUAACUCUGACCCCCAUGGGGAGGCGAGAAACCAGCCAGUAGCUACCUUGACACUUUCAUACAUUUCUAAUUCUGUAGAAUUUAUUAUUAAAUUGCUUCUAACCAGCCUUAGCAGUGUGCAUAGACUGUUUCCAGGAGGGUCUGUACCCAGAUACUCUCUUUCUUCUGAAAUCCACCCAUCCUCAGCUUGUGCAAAUGGCACAUUUGAAUGGCAGGAAUGAAAAAUAAAGAGAUGGUUUUUUGA
Messenger RNA from Mustela lutreola (European mink), 1449 nucleotides. RefSeq names its product dehydrogenase/reductase 3 (gene DHRS3). The record is from RefSeq and is a predicted model, not a curated record. The transcript has 6 exons. Gene Ontology annotation, cellular component: lipid droplet. Gene Ontology annotation, molecular function: oxidoreductase activity, acting on the CH-OH group of donors, NAD or NADP as acceptor. NCBI's taxonomy places the organism in Eukaryota, Metazoa, Chordata, Mammalia, Carnivora, Mustelidae. The coding region runs from base 112 to 1020 and encodes 302 amino acids.